Lolium rigidum is the source of this 1320-nucleotide messenger RNA. Its product is annotated as geraniol 8-hydroxylase-like. Bases 1 to 1308 code for a protein of 435 amino acids. The record is from RefSeq and is a predicted model, not a curated record. The transcript has 2 exons. NCBI's taxonomy places the organism in Eukaryota, Viridiplantae, Streptophyta, Magnoliopsida, Poales, Poaceae. Gene Ontology annotation, molecular function: monooxygenase activity; iron ion binding; heme binding.
AUGACGCUCCGGCUAGGCACGGUGGUCAUCAUCGUCGUCUCCUCCGCCACCACGGCCCGCGCGCGAGGUCCUCCACACGCACAACGCCACGCUCGCCGGACGCAACCCGCCGGACGCGUGGCACGCCGCCAACUCCGUGUUCGUCCUCCUGCCUCGCGCGCCACAAGUGGCGCGCGCUGCGCAGGAUCGGCACGGAGCGGCUCCUCUCGCCCAGGUGCGCGGCUCGACGGGGACGCGCUCCGUCCGCUGCUGCGGGACGCCGUCCUCGGAAUGCUCCGUCAAGUGUCGGAGCUCGCGGCGUCCGGCGGAACCGUGGAGGUCGGCCGCGUGGCGUUCGCGGCCACGGCGGACCUGCAGUGGCGCGCCAUGUUCUCGUCCGGGCUCGACGAGGCGACGUCCGGCGAGAUGCACGUGUUCGCGCGGGAGGCCGUGGCGUUCUCCCUCAAGCCCAACGUCUCCGACUUCUUCCCGGCGCUCGCGGCCGCCGACCUCCAGAGCGUGCGGCGCGUCUUCACGAGGCACCUGGCGAGGGUUUACCAGCUCAUCGACCAACAGAUUGAUCAGCGCAGCCAUAACCGUGGCGGCGGUGCGCGUAAGGACGACUUGCUGGACGUGAUGCUAGACAUGGAGGAGCAAGGGAAGGACGACGUCGACGACAGCUUGGUGAACGUCAACCGGGAUUUUAUCAGGUCAUUUCUCACGGACAUAUUUCUUGCAUCCAUCGACACAAUCUCGAGUACAGUUGAGUGGGCAAUGGCUGAAUUACUACAAGAUCAACGAAUUAUGACAACACUACAACAAGAACUCAAAAUGGUCCUUGGCUCAAAGACACAUGUUGAAUACUCCGACAUCAACCAGCUUCCCUACCUCCAAGCAGUUGUGAAAGAAACACUUCGUGUGCACGUGGUUGUGCCACUGGUACCAAACAAGGCCGAGGCCACGGUGGAGAUACAAGGCUACACCAUCCCCAAAGGGAGCACUGUUUUGGUGAACUUGUGGGCGAUCCAUCAUGACCCUGAGGUAUGGAUGGAGCCGGACAAGUUCCUCCCGGAGAGGUUCAUGCAGCACGAGGACAUCAAUUUCCAAGGGGCAGACUUCACGUUCAUCCCGUUCAGCGCCGGGAGGCGCAUCUGCCUUGGCUUGCCGCUCGCGACCAGGAUGCUUCACGCCAUGCUCGGCUCGCUGUUGCAUCGUUUUGAAUGGACACUGCCACUCGAUGUCAAGGAAAAUGGUGUGGAUAUGUCGGAGAAGCUUGGGUUGACGAUGACGAUGGCUACUCCCCUCCAAGUUAUAGCCAAGCCAAGAUAAGUUAAUGGCAUG